CACUGCAUCACGCCUCGCCUACCUGCUCUGUAGUUAGCUUAGACCAGUUAGCAUCGAGCUGUUAGCCUGAGAUUCGGUUUUCAGCAUCAUCAUUAGAUUAACAGACAGUAACCAACCGGCUAACCGACAUAUUGAUGGGCCUGCGUGGAUGGAUAUAUCUAUAGCUGGAUAGGCUCGGCUACAUUUCUCAGGAUUCUGUCGGCGGUUGUUUCGCUAUAAGCGCGGCGGAGCUUCGCCGGGAUGGACGGAAGAGUUAACUUAGCCACGAGCCGAGCUAACGGCUAAAGAUGCCGGCCAGAAACGACCCAGCUGUUCAGAGGAGGGGACAGUGUUGAAGGCGUGAAGCAGAACAGCAUUGGCUUUUACUGGACCCUAGAGACAAUGGGAAGGAUCAGUAUCUCCUGCCUGUUUCCAGCAUCAUGGCACUUUAGCCUGUCUCCGGCCGUGCUUCCCCGGUUCAUGCUCCCCUCCUUCAGGCAGCUGCUCCUGCUCGGACUCCUGGCAUCAGUCCUUGGUCUCCUCUACUUUCUGCUGGUCUCAGGGAAGGGACAGAACAUCUGGGUCAGAGAAGACAAGCACUAUCACAGGCAUUUGGCGCGCGUGACGGACGUGGAAGCCACGGACACAAGUAAUCCCAACCUGAAUUAUGGAGUGGUGGUGGACUGUGGGAGCAGCGGCUCUCGUGUGUUUGUGUACACUUGGCCUCGACACAACGGCAACCCUCACGACCUGCUGGACAUCCGGCAGAUGAGAGACCAACACCGGAAGCCUGUAGUCAUGAAGAUCAAACCAGGUAUCUCUGAAUAUGCAACCACACCAGGAAAAGCCAGUGACUACAUGUAUCCUCUGCUAAGCUUUGCUGCCCAACACAUCCCCAAGGCCAAGCACCAGGAAACCCCACUGUAUAUACUGUGCACUGCAGGCAUGAGAGUUCUGCCAGAAAGCCAGCAGGAGGCCCUGUUGGAAGACUUACGGACUGACAUUCCUGUGAAUUUCAACUUUCUCUUCUCUGAUUCUCAUGUGGAAGUAAUUUCAGGAAAGCAGGAGGGUGUGUAUGCAUGGAUUGGAAUAAACUUUGUUCUGGGGAGGUUUAAUCAUGUAGAUGAUGAUCAGGAUGCUGUUGUGGAGGUGCAGGUUCCCGGUGGUGACCAGCAGGAGACGCUGGUGCGCAGACGCACGGCUGGAGUGCUGGACAUGGGCGGGGUCUCCACUCAGAUAGCAUACGAAGUGCCCAAAACUGUAAGCUUUGCUUCUCCACAACAGGAGGAUGUGGCGAAAAACUUGCUGGCCGAGUUUAACCUGGGGUGCGAUGCUCAUCGUACAGAACACGUUUACCGUGUUUACGUCUCAACCUUUCUGGGGUUCGGUGGGAAUGCUGCCCGACAGAGAUAUGAGGAACAGCUUGUGAGCAACACUGUCCUUCAGAACAAGCUCUUGGAUCAGCAUCGUGGUGAGACCCCUGACUCACCUUUACUUGACCCCUGUAUGCCUACUGACCUCCAGGAUGAGGUGGGUCCCACUGGCCAGAGGCUUUACCUCCGUGGAACCGGAGAUUUCGAUCGUUGCCGUUUGCUGCUCCAGCCUUUUCUUAACCACACCAACGAGACCAGCACAUCACUGAACGGGGUCUACCAGCCCCCUAUAGACUUCACCAACAGCCAGUUCUAUGGCUUCUCUGAGUUCUACUACUGUACAGAGGAUGUGCUGCGCAUGGGGGGCAACUACAACUCCACAAAGUAUGCUAAGGCUGCUAAGGAUUACUGUGCCACCCAGUGGAGGGUUCUUAAAGAACGCUUUGACCGUGGCCUCUAUGCUUCCCAUGCUGACCUACACAGGCUUAAGUACCAGUGCUUUAAGUCUGCAUGGGUGUACGAGGUGUUCCACUCCGCUUUCUCCUUUCCUAUGGAGUACGACAACCUGAAGACUGCGCUGCUUGUGUACGACAAAGAAGUGCAGUGGACUCUGGGAGCUAUUCUGUACCGCACACGCUUCCUACCUCUGAGGGACAUCCAGCAGGAGAGUCUGAAGGGCUCUCACUCUCACUGGCAUCGCGGUUUCACCUUCAUGAAUAACCACUAUCUGUUCCUGGCUUGCUUCCUGGUGGUGGUACUCUCCAUCCUGCUGUAUCUUCUCCGGCUGAGACGCAUCCACAACAGAGCCACCUUGCUCCGCGGGUCAUCAGUUCAGUGGUUGGAAGAGGGGCUGGGCUCUCCAGAUCUGCCUGUCACCCUUUAAGGCAAUGGAUCCUUACAGUUUUUGAAUCAGUACAGUUUUUUCAGCUAUUUGUGUUUUUGUUUUUUUAGUAAUGUCUUGGCCCCUGUGAAUCAGCACAUCUUUCUAAUGGCUUGAGGAGGGCCUAGACUUUUAAGACCUUCAAAACUAUCACCAAACAUGACUUCGGCCUACCAGUCUCAACCGAAUGCCACCCUUUCUUCCCAGUCUCUUAUUGUUAGGACCUUUCAUAUCAGAUCUUUUCAUUAUAAUGUUGAAAAAUGACCUCUGACGUCAUGAAAUGAAAGCUGCUUAUGGAAAAAGGCGUUUUGGUCUUGAAGACUGUUGCAGAGUGCCUGAAGAGCUGGAUGUGCUGGCCCUUUCCGGCCGCCCUCAGUUCGGCAAUGAGGCUCUCUGUCUCUGUCUUGAAUAAUUUAAAGACUAUGAUUUUUGCUGCCUUUAGCUUUUUAUACCUUAAUGUGAAGGGGGUACUGAACGUAAGGUGAGCAUGAUGUUGUGUGUAAGCUCUCUUUCUCAUGGUUUAAUGAGGGCGCCUGUGUUUGUAAAAAGAUUAAGUGGCAGCUGCCUCACACCCAUACACUCCACACUUUUUUUUUUUUUGUCUGUUUGUGCCAAAGAGAAAACAAAAUGUAAAGCUUGUUGGUUCAGAUGAACACUACUAUCAGUACUGGCAGACAGCAGAAUAAAAUUCAUCCAAAAACUUGUGGGUUUGAUAUUAAAGAAAUACGCCAUCGUUUUUCUAUUUAGUCUUCAUUUGAAUGGCUAUGUUCUGUUUGGGUCAAGAACCACAAAUAAUGUGUUUUCUUGCUCUGGUUUUCAGUUUAAGCCCCGGAUCUUGCUGCUUGCCAUCAGCAGCCAGAGUCAGAGAGAGCUCAAUUGACCUUGCUCUCUCUGGGUUGGUAAAUAGUGCUCUCUCCAGACAUCAUUCCUAGAGUGAUCAGCACAGACAUCUUUACAAAAUGUUAUACUUUAUAGUAAAAAUAUGAAAAACUAUAGACUCUUGAGUAGAGAACUUAUAUUACUAGCAAAUGAGAAGCUUCUGCAUUCUGCUAGUAAAAACUCUGUCCACUUUCAUACACAGUAAAACUAGUUCUGGUUACUUUUGCUGCCAUCAAGGGUUGUGUAAGGGGGGGGGGGGAUUGCCCACACCAUUACGUAGGUAAUAAAUUCAUAAGAAUUUGUAUCUGUAAAAUUAGUCCCAUCUUUCAAAGUUCUCAGAAGUGUAAUUUGCACAGGUCUUUAUUCACAGAAAUGAUUUUUUCUCCAACACUAUGGACAUUCACAAAAACUGCUGUCUGUGGUAAUAAACCACAUAAAAUCAAUUUGUUUAAGUUGAGUAUUCCUUUAAGAUCCACUAUUAAUUUUAGUACUGAUGUGGCUAUUAUUGUUUUGAACUUGUCAUUUGAAAAACACUUGAACAUAAGGCAUAGCUUUUCUUUAAGUCUUGCUAAUAAGCAGUCAUGGAAAAACAUCUGAGCUUAUGACUUGAGGGAACAUAACUCAAUCAGCCAAGACGUGUGGUGUUCUAUAGUUUAGCACUGCAGCUGGGACGCUAGCAUUGAAAAGCUAACAAACAUUAGUUACCAAUAGUAACCCAAGUAUUUUCUCUUCCCAUAUAGCAUUAUAGUUCUUCCUGCGUUUAGCUAGCUAAACUGCUGGUGAGGUUUUGUUUCUUUUUAUAGUUUAGAGUCCAUCAUAGCCCUAUCCAGACGGCAUUCAUUUCUCAGGGGAUCCUGGGGUAAUUUUAUCUUUAAUGGAGGGUCCUAUGUGAUUUAAUUCCCGUCCGAAACAACCAUGUACAAGUUUUUCUCAGCCGUCCACUGAAAAAAAUGACAGGCUAAAUUACCUACUGUUUUUCACUUAACUUAUUUUUUUUCUCGUCUGGACGCACAUCUCUGAGUUUCGUCACCUCACAUUUAAUAAAAUAGCUAUUUGUCCACUGCCACGCACCGUAAUUACACUUUGGGUGUGCGUUUUCACAGAGAUCCACAUAAACACAACACAACAGCAAGUGGAAAUGGAGGAGCUAUUGAACACAAUGUCAUGUGACCUAGAAAGCCAAAAAUCUCACUGGUCCUCCUGUUUUUUUUUUCAAUUGCAGUCCGGAUGAAAGAGUUUUAUCACUGAGUAGAAGAGUGAAAAAUUUUUCACAGACAUCCUCCUGAGAAACUAAUCCUGCCCGUAUAGGGCUAUAAAGUGCCUCAAAUGUUUAUCGACAAGGCUGCGCACCCUUUAGUAGGACCUUCAUCCAGUUUAAGCUGGUUGUUUAGAAAUGUGUAAGAAUGCGUAUGCAGAACCGAUUGGAGUGGCUGUUGACUUCCAGGGUUAGCAAAGUUAGCCUUGUAGCUCCUUGUUGUGUUCAACUACAGCUUUACCAUGAAGUCGUGUUGUUGAUUGUUUUUUUUUGUUCCUAGUUAGCCAUACUUUGCCCCUGAACCUCAUUAACUAGUCUGUUCACGCUUGAUGAUAAAAACCUUGAUCCAGUUAAAGCAGUUUGUCACAAAUGUUAGGGUUUUUCUUCUAGAAAAUAUUUGAGUGACUAUUGACUUGCUAUUAGCAUGUUGCAAGUUAGCCACAUUGCCCCUUGUGGCUCUUCCUGGUGUUUAGCUACACAACAAAGUUUUGUUCCUCUUUAAUGUUUAAGCUAAGCCAUACUUUGCCUGUAAACCUCAUAGAAAUGUCUGUGGGUCCUUUAUGAAGAGCUGUUAAAGUUUCAGUUUGAGAGGAUUGACAGAAGUGUGUCUGUUUGCAUUUACAAACAAGACUUCCAGUGUUAGCUAGCAGAGUUAGCCUUGUAGCUCCUCGUUGUCCAGAGUAACCCUUCCAGUGUUCAGCUACACUGUGAAGUUUUGUGAAGUUUUGUUCUUUUUUUGUUGUUCAAACUAAGCCAUACUUUGCUUUUUAAAUAUUUUAAACUUAAAAGAGGGUUGACAGAAGUGUAAGUAUGCAUUUAUUAACCAGACGUGUUAAGUGUUAGCUAGUUGGCAGAGUUAACCUUUUUGCUCCAGUGCUAAACUAUUUUUAGCCAUAAAACAUGUCUUGAAUGAUCAACUGAUUAACUAAAAUUGUAAAUUCUGCUCUCUUUUUUUUCCUUUUAGCUGAACUGUUUAUUUAUCCAUUACUCACAAAUGCUAAUUAAAUUCUCAUUUUCCCAGCUUUUUUUUAUAAACAGAAACACAGGCAGACAACUGGCAGCAUGUCUUAGGAGGUACUAAAAGCACCAGAAGUAAGAAAAUAUUGGAACUUUUGAAUUUUGUUUUGUAGAGGACACUGUACUAAUAUUUAUUGACACUCUCUAUGUACUGUUAAAGCAUUUUGAAGAAAGUGUACUUUUCUAGCUUUAUGCUUUGCUAGAUCUGUGUUCUUUUUUUUUUGUAUAUUAUUGAAUCCUCUUCAGUUCUGCAGUUGGUGCCAGUCUGUGUUUGAGAUGGAGCCAGAGACAGAACGAUUGCUUGUGUGCGUUCAUGAGCGAAUUUGUGUAUUCACCUGUUUUUGCCAGUCUUAGGGAAUAACUUCCUCUUUUUCUUAUUAUUGAUUGCACCAUGUGUGUUUAGUAUCUUUUUAUCUGUGCUUUUUUAUGAGUUAUUUAAUAGUCAUUUUCCUGAUGAUUGUAUAUUUUCCUUCCUCUCUUUCUUUCUCUUCCUCUCUGAACAUGUAAUAGAAAUCAGAAGAGAACCAGUGCAAUAUUCAUGUGCAAACGAUUUGGAGGUUUUGGCAUUGCAGCUCCUUGUACAGUAAAUAAAUUAAAGAGUUGAGAUCCACCCACCCCUUUUUCUUUACUUCACCUGACAUGCAUUUGUACCAACUAUAGUGUCCAGGUGACAAUCAUGUCCUGAUCUGAACUCCUUAUCAGAAACCAGCUUGAGUUCAUCUGUGGAACUUAACCCACAGAAACGCUGUUGAAUGAUGUAAAUGUUAAACAAGUGAAACUGGGCUUGGAAGUGUUAUCUCUGUAGCUAUCUACUGUAUUUUCACUGCUGGUGUCUAAUAAAGAGUUAAGGGAAAACUGUA
Astyanax mexicanus (Mexican tetra) is the source of this 6243-nucleotide messenger RNA. It is a transcript of the gene entpd4, whose product is annotated as ectonucleoside triphosphate diphosphohydrolase 4. The record is from RefSeq and is a predicted model, not a curated record. Gene Ontology annotation, cellular component: membrane. Bases 382 to 2235 code for a protein of 617 amino acids. Gene Ontology annotation, molecular function: nucleoside diphosphate phosphatase activity. The transcript is spliced from 13 exons. Gene Ontology annotation, biological process: nucleoside diphosphate catabolic process. Lineage: Eukaryota; Metazoa; Chordata; Actinopteri; Characiformes; Acestrorhamphidae.